Messenger RNA from Athalia rosae (coleseed sawfly), 14066 nucleotides. RefSeq names its product WD repeat and FYVE domain-containing protein 3 (gene bchs). The transcript has 48 exons. The record is from RefSeq and is a predicted model, not a curated record. Gene Ontology annotation, molecular function: metal ion binding; protein binding. Bases 124 to 10431 code for a protein of 3435 amino acids. Lineage: Eukaryota; Metazoa; Arthropoda; Insecta; Hymenoptera; Athaliidae.
CCUACAUCAAAUGUCAAAAUGUCUGCUAGCAGUGAAAUUUUAAUGCCUACGGUGAAAAAGUGAUUUUGUGGAAAAAAAUGUAGGAUUUUUCAUCCCAUCACCAGUCACAGAAAAUCCGCAACUAUGAACAUUAUGAGAAAGUUGCGAGGGAGCAACAGCGUAUCAGGUGUUGGAUCUGGGGCGAGUGGAAGUAUAGAUGAUGGGGCUGGUGGAGCAAACCCACAACAUACAGCCUUGGGUCUCAUGCACCUUAAGAAGCUGUUCUCAGAGUAUACGCAUCCCCCGCAUCCACUAAAUGAAGCAGAACGAGAUGAUAAGCUUUAUAACAUGCUGCCGCUGUUCUGCAAGGUAUUUGGGUCAAGUCCGUCUGGUGAUAUGAAUGAAAAGUUUUGGGAUAUACUAGCAUUCAGUCAGCAAGUUUCAAAAUUGAUGGUUUCGGAAAUUCGUAGAAGAGCCAGUAACCAGAGCACAGAGACAGCUAGUUGUGCAAUUGUUAAAUUUCUCGAAAUAGAAAAUAGCGAAGAAUCCAGUAAUGGAUGGAUGUUACUUUCUGCCUUGAAUCUUUUAGCCGCUGGGGAUACAUCCCUCAUACAGGUCAUGACAACUGCCUCAGUACCAUCAACUCUAGUAAAAUGUCUUUAUUUAUUCUUCGAUUUGCCUGAAAUGAGUGAAGUUGAAGCUGAUGUAGCUGAUGCUAAUAGUGAAUUUACUCCAAGGGAACGUAGGAUCUUAUUACAGAAAAUAUUCGUUCAGGUGUUGGUCAGAUUGUGCAGUCAUCCAUACCCAGCAGAGGAGCUUGCUAGGAAAGAUGAUUUGACUCUACUAUUCUCUGCUAUCACUAGCUGGUGUCCACAAUAUAAUGUAAUGUGGCGUAAAAGUGCCGCUGAGGUGCUAAUGACCUUGUCUCGACAUGGCCUAACACAAAACGUGGUUGCUUAUAUCCACAAUAAGGGAUGUAUAGCACACUGCAUAGAUAACAUGCAGAGGGUACCUGAACUCGCACCUCUGGAAGUUGUCGAGAUGUUUGUAACAGUAUUUUGUUUUUUAAAAGACUCUAGUGAAGUAUCCCAAACACUAUUAGAUGACUUCAGAGCUUGUCAAGGAUACAUCUUCUUAUCUGAAUUUUUGUUGAAGCAUGCUCCUUCAAGACUAGAACAGGAUGGUAGAGCAGAAGCUCAAGAUGCUAUAAGAAAUCUUGUACUAAUGCUAGCUUCGUUGACAAUGUGCGGCCAUACUGAAUUAAAGCCGAGUCAAGCCAGUAUGGGCUCAUUAUUUCAAAUGCUUGGUUUUACUUUACCACAACCAAGUAACCGAGGUGGGAGCGUUCGGAAUAUACAAGCAUUCCAAGUCCUGCAGUCUGUAUUUGUAAAAUCUAACUCCCCGCUUCUGUGCUGUACCAUACUGGAUGCUAUAUCUAGUGUUUACCACAGCGACAAUGCAAAUUAUUUUAUUCUUGAAGGACAAAAUACGCUGUCUCAAUUCGCAGAAAAAAUUCACCUCAAAAAUCCUGAAAUUCAAGAAAAAUUUUUCCAAUUACUUGAGUUCAUAGUAUUUCAACUAAACUUCGUACCUUGCAAAGAACUCAUAUCACUUUCGAUAUUAUUAAAAUCCAACAACUCUGUCAGCUGCAGUAUUAUGUGUUUGGAAACACUCCUCAAUAUACUUAGGCACAAUACUAUUUUCAAGGAAGUAUAUAGAGAAGUUGGAAUGUUGGAGGUGUUUGUAACUUGUCUGCAUCGAUACGCAACGUUAUUGAAGGAUAAACAAGUUGCCCAUGAUCAAGGAUUAGAAUAUAAAAUGUGCCCCGAUCAGGAGCGACUGGGUGCUUUAAUCAUGGAAGCACUGACAACGCUCUUAGCUGGCAAUGUUCAAAAUGCUAAUGUAUUCAGAGAAUGUGGAGGAGCUCGCUGUUCCCACAAUCUUGUGCCAUACACUGAUUGCAGGCACCAAGCUCUUGGAAUUGUCAGAGAAUUGGUAAUAAGUGCUGGUGGUGAUGACGAUAUGGCCACAUUACUUGGAGUGAUGCAUUCUGCUCUGCCAAAUGCAUUGGUUUUGAAAACCCAUAUUUUGAAGUCAUUACUUGCUUGUUUGAGAGAGUCUCAUCGAACGAGGACUGUGUUCCGUAAAGUCGGGGGAUUUGUUUAUGUAAUGUCAGUUCUUGUUUCUCUUGAGAGUCAACUAGGUCCUCGACCUAUAGAAAAUAAUGAGCCAUGCAACGAUAUAUCGCAACAGACGGUUCGAGAUGAAUCUCCACUUCUAACAUUGUUACAUGUGGUUUUCCACACAAUAAGUACUGCUAUGCGAUUUGAGCCAGCCAAUGCAAAGUUUUUCCAUCACGAGAUAUGUCAGUCAAGUUUGUGCGAUACUCUACGCUUACUCGGCUGUUUUUCAUCGCAAACGAAGCUGAAUAAUUCUGACGUAGUUCUAACUUCUAAUCAUCACAACGCCUUACAUUCUUUAUUCACCAGCAACGUAUUGGAUCCAGCAUUUCCUAGCGAAAUGCCUAAGGCACUUGCUUACGCUUGUUUAAUAAUGAGACUGCUGUAUGACGUCGCAUUAGAUGCAUUUGAUAAACCUAACAUGACAGGGGUCGGAGUUCGAUCACCAAGUCAUAGACAUGUUAAUAUUGAGCAUCAAAAGUCGCUCGAUUCGCCAGGUAGUGGUAAACGUUCGACUGUCAAUUCACUAAACUUGAAUCCUCCAACUCCCGAACCAAUUGUUAUACAUCCUGGGAUUGUUGUUGGAAUGCUUCAUUUGCUUCCGUCGAUAGCAGAUGAAUCAGAAAAACAAAUGGUUCUGGCAUUGCAAUUGUAUAUAGCUGAAGUUAUAAAAAGUUUGGUACGCUCAGAGAGAAAUCAGCAAGUGAUGUGUGAAGCUGGAAUGGCUAGUGAAUUGUUGACUAUGGGCAAAGUUGCUCUACAGGAUGAAACACAUCCGCUGCAUCAACCACUGCAAUAUAUAAUUGAAAGGCUUGCUGCACAAUCCCUAGAACCCACAGACUUGAGAGAAUUUUUACGGCUUGGAGAUCCAUUAUGCUGCAUUUCACUAGAUGAUAUUGAGCCAAAUAAGCCUAAGCCUGGCGGACCUGUUCCCUUAACUCGAAUCAAAACUUUAGUAUCAAUGACGACACCAAAGGAUUUUCGAGCCCAUGGAUCGUGUACUCUACCACCAUUUGUAGAAUUUGAUAUGAGUGCUGAAGGUUUUGCUUGUCUAUAUUUGCCCAGUGUUGCUCCACAAAGUACUGUUCCUCCUACAGUUGUUACUGCAGACAAUACUGUUAUUGGAGGCAUUGGCUCUGGUGAUCGAUUGUUUCCACCACAAACUGGACUGACAUUUAGCACCUGGAUAUGUGUAGACAAGUUUAGCGAUCCGAGAACUGAUCCACAUUGCGUGAGAUUAUUAACGCUCGUCCGUAGUCCCCAAUCUGCAAGAGAUUUGAUAUGCCUGACAGCAGUUCUCAGUGCGAGAGAUAAGGCCAUAAUCGUCUCAACACACGAAACUCCUUUGCCACAAAAUGUCGGUGAAUGGGAACCAGAAGUGACAGGCGAAUAUGGGGCAAGAGUAUGGUGUCCAGAUUUACUUCAUGAGGGCCAAUGGCAUCAUAUUGCUAUUGUUUUAAAUCGCGCUGUACUGAAGAAUUCCAGUUUUUCUUUAUACUUAGAUGGCCAACACAUUUAUAGUCAGAAGCUGCAUUAUAUAUCUCAAACUCCUGGUGGUGGUGUGGCUAAUUUGACAGUCGCAUCACCCGUUUAUGGAUACAUUGGUACACCACCGUGUUGGCGAAGAUACUCUAGGCUGACUUGGAAGCAAGGGCCCUGUCACCUUGUUGAAGAAGUAUUCAACGCCCAAAAUAUAGCAGUAUUAUUCAAACUGGGACCACAUUACAUGGGAAGCUUACAAGCACCACAGUUAUUAGGCCCUGAGCCAUUGCCAUCUCUGGUGGCUGAAGAGAAGGUUGUGUUUGGAUUAAAUGCAAAAGCCAUGUCUCAACUAACUCUUGCAAAAAUUAGAAAAGUCUACAGCCGAGCAGACAAUAAAUCAAUAGCCAAACAGUUGGGCAUGUCUUCUCAUGAGAAUGCUACUCCCAUUCGAGUGCUGCACAACUCGGCAGGGCACUUGAGUGGCCCAGCAAGAGCACUUGGUGGGGUUGUUGUGGGCUAUCUUGGGGUGAGAGUCUUUAGUCCUCGCCCUGUCGCUACUAUGAUAGAUAAUGUUGGUGGCUGCUCAGUUCUACUUGGGCUAAUUGCAAUGGCUCAGGAUGUAGAAUCCCUCUAUGCAGCUGUAAAAGCUUUGGUAUGCGUUGUCCGAUCUAAUCAAGCUGCUCAACAAGAAAUGGACAGAAGAAGAGGAUACCAAACCUUAGCUAUGCUAUUAAGAAGAAAAUGUCCACUACUCAACAGUCACAUUCUCCAUCUGACGUUCAGUUUAGUUGGCACAGUUGAUAGCGGCAGAGAAACCAGUGCAAUUCCGAAUCUGACAGCAUUUCAAGAUCUUCUGUGUGACUUGGAGGUUUGGCAUGAAGCACCUGGAGAGCUUCUUCGUUCACUUCUUGAACAUUUGUAUGAAUUAAUUGCGGAGUCAAGUGAGAAACGAACCAAUCUUCGGAUAAUGCGGGAUCUUCAACUUGUACAUAAAUUGUUACAUAUUCUCAGCGAUGUAAAACAGAAUAGUACCAGACAGGUCCUUCUGGUAUUGCUAAGCAUACUUCUUAGCCAGCCACGACAGGCUGAUCUUUUAUGGUUCGGACAAUUUAUCGUAGCUACUUUACCAGUUGGUUCAGAGAAACAUCUUGUUCUACGAGAGGGAGAGAUUGGUAAGGAAGGAGAAGGUGAAAAUAUUUUACUGAGGAAUAGAUGUCUGCAAUUACUGCACUCGUUGUUGUUCAAUGGAAUGAAAGUAAUCAAUAGCAUGUGCGACGAUGUUGUCAAAGUAUUGGGACUUGAUUGGGUGCUUUUAUUCCUACAAUCAGGACUUCAUAGCACCACCGUUGUUUGGGGUUUACGUAUAUUGGUAGCAAUUACUUCAGUACAACCGAUUUUACAAAAGUUCAAAGAUGGAACAAGCAAUGGUGGUUGGCUAAGACAUACCGAUCAUAAUAGAAUGGCUUUGGCUCUUGGAUGUCAUCAGCAGAUGCCGAGUGGAGAAAUCAAAUCUGUUGGUCUUCAUGUACCGGGAUUUCAGCAUUUAGGAUGGCUUUUACCGCAACAUGUUGAUUUAGUUCCGGAAUUGUACUUUUUAUUUAUAGCCCUUAUGAUGGGCCAACCAGUAAAACUUUUACCUGCCGAUACAAAGCUGGAUUUGGACAAUGUUUGGAGUUUCAUGUUUGGUGUGCCAACCAAUCAGUCUCUUGCUUUACUCACUGGGAAAAUUAAUCUCUGCCCUGAAGCGGUUGUCGCCCUACUAUCUAUGGUUCGCACCAUGCUCAACAGCCAUUUGAAUGGGUCGGAUGUUUUACCCGAUUGGCUUAAUGACUAUCCAGUGACAAUCAUACAAUUUCUAUUCUUCCUUUAUCAUAACUUCACCGAUUUUAUGCAAGUAUUCAUGACUGCUGAAGUGCUGGGUGCACUGGCAGGGACAUUAUUUCCAAAACCAUCGAGUUGCAGUCAAGAUAGUAGUGGAGCUAGUACUCCUGCAGAUGAGGAACCAGUAUUAGUGAGGUCUCCAUCAAAAGAUAUUGGACUAACCAAUCAUUUAGCUAAGAAAUUUGUCAUGGACUUCCUUCGCGUCAUUAUAGUUGACUCGUUGUCAUUGCCAGUCACGGCAAAGGCUCCUCCAUCAAUUGAUCUGGUAUUAGAAGCAUGGCCUGAACAUGCAUCCACAAGUCAACAGACUCGUUACCAGACAGAAGUAUUAUCCAUCUUGAUGGAGCAUUUAUUGGCAGCAGAUGUUUUAAUCGGUGAACAAGCUGCCUUACCUGUGGUACCGGGUGGAUCUGCGAAUAAUAUAACUAGUAACGUUUGUUAUGUAGCUGCCAGAAUUGUCGAUAAAUUAUGGCAAGGAGCAUUAACCAAAGAUCCACACGAAGUAUUUGACUUUAUCGUAAAACUCAUUGGACAAGCAAAGCGUCGGCCUGGUGCAGUUAGCAUGGAAGGACUUCAUCAUUGUCUUAAUAGAACGAUUCUAUUCCUACUUUCUCGAGCAACUGAUUCUAUCGCUGAUCAAAUGGCUGUGCUGGAAGCAUUACAUAAACUAACGAAUCACAGGUUGUUGGUAUUUGGGGCGGGAAACCAUGAAUUGGAAUUCAUUGGGUGCUUGACGUAUUGCCUUCUCCAACUAACAGCGGAUCUGAAAAUUAUGUUGGAUGUAAACAUGAAAACGACAUGGCAUGUAAAUCAUCAAGUCGAGGCAAGCGACGACAGAUUGACAUCACAUCAAGGGCAUAACUUAAUGGCUGUUGCAGCGAUGAGAGUGUGGGAAGAAUUAUAUGUCUGUAAAAAACCAGCCAUUGAGGAAGUUUUCAAAGUAACUCUUGUUCCCCCUACUGGCAAUGAAAGAGCACCUGAUCUAGCUAUUGUGAGAGAUCAAGUUUUGGAAGCAGCCACUAAAUUGUGGCUCAAUUAUGUUGAUCUUGAAAGGAAAGCUUCGUAUAGAGUACCUUGGGAACUGCACAAUCAGAUACAGUCCAAAAUUCAAAAGGUCACAGGUGGGUUAACAAGAUUAGCUAGCAGAACUAAGGUCAGAAAAGAAGAAUCUGUGCGUGUACGAGUUAGGCUACAUCAAAAUACUGUCGCUCAAUGGACAGAACAACAUGUUGCCUUGGUUAGAGAACUCGCUGCUUCCCGACGCCUUCAACAUCAGCAUACUAAUGAGCAUACACAGCGAUAUGUUUACCAGGAAUGGCUCCAGACAGAAACAGAACUUACUCGGGAACGUGGACUUUGGGGACCUCCAACUUCCACUAGACUUGAUAAAUGGAUGCUGGAUAUGACUGAGGGACCUUGUAGAAUGCGUAAAAAGAUGAUGAAAAAUGAUCUAUUCUAUAUUCAUUAUCCGUACAGACCCGAAUUGGAACAUCCUGAUAACAAACAACUGAAAUACAAGGUUGCAACUAGUAUGGAUAGUAAAGAUUACUACCUGAAACAGUUGGGAAAUUCCGCUGGAAUGUUCGAACGCGAACGUGAACCAGUAAUCGAUGAUACUCCUUUGAAUGUAAAUGAGACUUCUGCCGAUAGUGAACCACCCAUGGUACCUUGUACUCUAGAACGGCAUGCGAGUGAGCCCGAUGAAGCAACCGAAGACAUCGAGCAAGAAGAAGAGAACAAUCAAACUGUCCCUGACAAUCAGACGCUUCUUAGAUUACUGGAAGAACAUGAAAAGAUAAGCCACAUGUUCAGAUGUGCCAGAAUACAAGGUUUGGAUACGACUGAAGGGCUACUUUUGUUUGGCAAAGAACAUUUUUAUGUAAUAGAUGGAUUCACAUUAUUGAAAUCUCGUGAAAUCCGAGAUAUUGAAAGUUUACCAGAGGCUUACGAACCCAUACUACCAUCACCUGGCUCGCCAAGAAGAUCUAGAGCAAUGAGACAAUGUUCUAAGUUCAAUUAUGAAGACAUACGGGAAGUACAUAAAAGGAGAUACUUAUUGCAACCAAUGGCAUUGGAAGUAUUUAGUGGAGAUGGGAGAAAUUAUUUAUUAGCAUUUCCAAGAAAAGUUCGCAAUAAAGUCUAUCAACGAUUUAUGACGUUUGCAACUGCUAUAGCUGAUAGUGCUCAACAAUCAGUAGCAGGUCAGAAGCGGACCGCAAACGUAGAACAAGCUACCGGUCUGCUUUCAAAUUUGAUCGGUGAAACGUCAGUCACUCAGAGAUGGGUGAGGGGAGAAAUAUCCAAUUUUCAAUACUUGAUGCAUCUCAAUACAUUGGCGGGUCGCAGCUACAAUGAUUUGAUGCAGUACCCGAUAUUCCCAUGGAUUUUGGCUGAUUAUGAUAGUGAGGAGCUCGAUUUGAGUGACCCUUCAACAUUCAGAGAUUUUAGCAGACCAAUGGGAGCCCAAAGUCCAGACCGUCUAUCGCAGUUUAAGAAAAGAUAUAAAGAAUGGGAUGAUCCCCAUGGAGAAACUCCACCUUAUCAUUACGGUACUCACUAUUCAUCAGCAAUGAUUGUGUGUUCGUAUCUAGUCAGAAUGGAACCUUUUACACAACAUUUUCUGAGGUUACAAGGUGGUCACUUUGAUUUGGCGGACAGAAUGUUCAAUAGCAUCAAAGAGGCUUGGCUCUCUGCGUCUAAACACAAUAUGGCAGAUGUUAAGGAACUCAUACCAGAGUUCUUCUACCUGCCAGAAUUCCUCGUCAAUUCAAACAAUUUCGAUUUAGGGUCUAAGCAAAGUGGCGUACAGCUUGGUGAUAUCGUUCUUCCUCCUUGGGCUAAGCAGGAUCCUCGCGAAUUUAUUAGAGUACAUAGACUUGCUUUGGAAUGUGAUUAUAUCUCGCAACACCUGCAUCAGUGGAUAGAUUUGAUAUUUGGCUACAAACAAAAUGGUCAAACCGCUGUAGAUGCAGUCAAUGUAUUUCACCAUCUCUUCUAUGAAGGAAAUGUUGAUAUUUAUAAUAUUGAUGAUCCUUUGAAGAAGAAUGCAACAAUUGGAUUCAUUAACAAUUUUGGCCAAAUACCGAAGCAGCUAUUCAAAAAACCUCAUCCUGCCAAAAAAAUGACUCAAAGAACAAGUGUAAUUGAUCCCGGACCUAUUACUCCAGGCCUAAGUAUCACGACCUCCGAUAGACUGUUCUUCCACAAUCUUGACAACUUGAAACCAUCACUGCAACCAAUUAAAGAACUGAAAGGACCUGUUGGUCAAAUUCUGCAUUUAGACAAAGCUGUGUUGGCUGUAGAACAAAAUAAAACUCUAAUACCACCGUCGUAUAAUAAAUAUGUUGCCUGGGGAUUUGCUGACCACUCUUUAAGAAUAGGAAAUUACGACAGUGAGAAAGCAAUUUUCGUUUGCGAAGCAAUGAUGCAAAGUAGCGGCGAAAUCGUAUCAUGUGUUUGUCCAUCUUCUAAACAAAUUGUCACAGCAGGGACAAGUUCGGUUGUAACGGUUUGGGAAUACGCCAAACGCCAGCUAUCAAUUAAGCAAUGUUUAUAUGGUCACACCGACGCUGUGACUUGCUUAGCCUCGAGUCCGGCAUACAACGUUAUUGUUUCUGGUUCACGAGAUGGCACUGCAAUUAUUUGGGAUCUCUCCCGCUGCCUUUUUGUUCGACAACUCAGAGGGCAUGCAGGUCCAGUUGCAGCAGUUGCCAUAAAUGAUUUAACGGGAGACAUUGCAACUUGUGCAGCUACUUGGCUACAUGUUUGGAGUAUCAACGGCGAAGAACUUGCUAGUGUAAAUACUUGCGUAGGUCGCGCUGAUCGAAUGCAACAAAUUUUGUGUGUAGCGUUCAGUCAGACUCACGAAUGGGAUUCGCAGAACGUUAUAAUGACAGGGUCAACCGAUGGAGUAGCUAGGAUGUGGUCAAUGGAUUAUGUUCAAGUUCCUGCUGAGGAGGAGAAAGCGGAAGAAAGUGAGGUCAAGAAAGAUAUGAAGACAGACUUAUCUAAUGUGAAGAAUGAUAGUGAGAAUACGAAAAAAAGAGUUCAUGAUCUGGUUAAACAAAUAAGUAUGUCCACCGAAAAUUCAGGUAUGCUGGUUAAGAGUGGAUCAGAAAGCAGUCUCUCUGAAACCGAGAAUGCAAAAGAAACAUCUCGGCUUCAUGAGGAAAAAGAAGAGUGCUCUGAUAAUGAAUCGAGCAAUGGCUCUAGCAGUAAACCCACCCGCCAGAGUAAUCAUGCAGCUACUGUAGUAUUGCGAAGAAAAAGUCGUUGCAAUCCAUUGUUCAGGAAAAGUGAAGGUGGUGGGCGAGCUGACAGCGAAGGUGCUCAGAUCAGCGAAUCGGUGGUUGGUGUUGGGGAUCCUACCGAGGGUGCGCUGAGAGCUAGUAAAAGCGAUACAAGUCUUACCGAUAGCUUUGUAAUGGUCACUGAAGCUGAUACCAAACCAAAAAAAAUAAAUCCACAGAAUAUUCUAAGGGACGGAUUUAAAUGGCAAAGACAAUUAGUAUUUAGAAGUAAAUUGACCAUGCACACUGCUUAUGAUCGUAAAGACAAUGCUGAACCUGCGUCUAUCACUGCACUAGCAGUGUCCAGAGACCACAGGGCGGUCUAUGUCGGAGAUACUAGAGGACGUGUGUUUUCUUGGAGCGUAUGCGAACAACCAGGCAGAACUGUUGCAGAUCAUUGGCUUAAAGAUGAAGGUGCGGAUUCGUGUGCCGGCUGCGGAGUCAGGUUUACUCUCUAUGAACGACGACAUCACUGCAGGAAUUGUGGACUAGUAUUCUGCUCAAAAUGCAGUAGAUUUGAAUCCAAGAUUUCAAGAUUGGGCAUUCUGAAACCUGUCAGAGUCUGUCAAGGUUGCUACUCCGCACUUCGAUCGCAACAUUCUACAGAAUCCAACACUUAAUGCUGUUAAAUGAAGUUUUCUAUCGUAUAUAUGCCGUUCUCUUCUGAGUAGAUUUUAGACGAUUUGUACAUAGUCAUGAAUGUCACUGAAGCUUCUGUGAAGAAGUAGAAUUCAUGCUAGAUCCGUAUAAGUGUGCCCAAAGUCCUGCACAACAAAUUUAUUGCAAUUCUUUAGCGGAAUAUGCGUUGCUGACGUGAUCAUCCACUCAUUUUACAGAACGUAGGUUUCGCAUGGCAGCUAAAACUGUUGCUAAUACUAUACGCAUUGAACUGAAAACAUUUGUUAAUACAGAAUAAAGAAGACCCUUGUUUUAAUAACAUUUGACAUGUGCAGGGUAACUUCAGUUUAAACUGUUCGAAAUUGACAAUAAAUCAGAGGACGUGCUUUCCCAUGGCAAUGACAACGUCAUGAGUUACUGCGAUUUGAAUCUGUGAUUAAUAUCAAGUUACUAGGACUCUGUACUUACUUCUUGAAUACAGCUUACUUUAAUUCCAGGCUAGAAAUUUGACAUGAACAACAAAAAAAAAAAAUUUCAUAAUAAUUAAUUCCAUUUCUUUUUGAUACAUCCCAGUUUCAAAGAGUGAUCACAUUAGCUACUGGCCGGCUAGUGCGACACCUCGUGAAAUUUCAUGCUACAGUUCAUUUGCAUAUCAAGAUAAUAAAUUUUUGAAAACUAUUUGAACAGUUUUGAUACGUAUAUCUAUUCAAACAAUAAGCCAUGUGUAAACCGAGUGCAAGGAUGAUUUGAAUUCGUCAAAAUUGUCCGAUAACUGAGUCAGAUAGGCACUGUUAAUAUAGAAUUAAAUGAAGGUAGGAUGGGUGAAUAUACAUAUAAAUUCAUUGAGAAAGAAUAGAUAAUUGUGAAUCUGAUAUUUGUGACAAAAACAGAAUCCAUAAACAUACAGCUGGUCAUAUAGGAAAGCAAUGAAAUACGUUUGCUAUAUUUACCCCAUAUAAUCUUGAAUAUAGGCAAUAGAGUAUAGGAAUAGCAAAUUAUAGCUUUCAAUAUUAUAGCGUUCAGUGUUAAAUUAAGAAAGAAAUAUAUUACUGUUUAUAAUUUUUUAUAAUUACUUUCUUGAUAUUAUACAAUGAAAUAUUGAUAAUUCUUGAACCACGUAACAUUUGUAUUAUAUUAUUUUAUAAGGACGUUUCGUUUUAUACAACUAUGAUAUACAUUGAAGCGAGACAAUUCUCUUUCCGUUUACGGAGCUGAUGCGUGUGAUUGUUUUUAAAUUAUGGAUUUUACGGUUCAGAGUGAAAAUAACAUAUUUUAGUACUGGCACAGUAGAACAAUGCGAUGAAAAGAAAUAAGCAUGUACACCCAUUGGCUCUUGAUAUCAUUAUAACGCAAGCCAUACAACUACAUAAUAGACAAUACUGUAUCUGUGUAAGUAAAAACAGAAAAAAAAAGAAAAUAUUGUAGUAAUAAUGUUACUGUUACAAGCAAUGAUACUAUAGCUAAAAUAAAUGUAGACAUUUGUGUAUGAUGUAGACCAAUAAGAUUUGUAGCAUGUAUAUUAUCUACAUUCUACGUAAAACUGUAAAUUGUUACGAAGCAUGGUUUUGCUUUGGUAUUAGAGUUGUAUUAUUUAUUUGAACAAUGGGAUAAUUCUAUUUAAAAAUGAAUGGAAAAUCAGUUUAAACAAAUUCAUGUAUCUUUGGUAAAUUAUCAGAUUACACGAAUACUGUACUUUAUAUUAUAUCCAAGAGAAAAAGAAAUUAAUAUACUCGAGUAAACGUAGGUCUAGUGCUUUAGUCUUAUUAUAUGGCCAAUAAUUUAGCUGACUGCAGCAAUGAGAACAAGACUAAUCUGACAAUUUUGGAGGGUAAAGUUAUUGGUCAUUUUUAGAUGUAAGGUGGUUCACGUACUAGUUUUAGUGACCAUAGCUAAGGAAUUAAGUUUCACGAUCAGUUGAAUAAUUUACGCUUAGCAAACAAUAAAGUAGCCAGCUAUGAGCCGAUGUCAGAGAAUGGUGUAAUAUCUCAUUUAUCUAUUGAGCAUUUCACGUUAACAGUUCGUUAACCAUAUUGAUAUUUGCACUGCAAUCUAAAGCUUGAUCUUCACAAAUGAUUUUAAAACAAUAUCUAAAAACUAUUUGAUUUUUAAGUAAUUCACACGGUGCAUUGACUCUCAGUUUUUUUCUAUGAAAAUAUUGCAUUGGCUAAUAUUAUACAGCGUGAUUGAAUCAAUACCGAGGGAUGCUCUUCGCAUCUAUCAUUAAUUCAAUAGCUGCCAUGUUUUCCUUGAAUCUAGAAUUCAGUCAGUUCGAGUACAAACAGAAGUCGGAUAUGACAUUGUUUGAAUUCUAUAAUCACGGUAGAUUUACAACCCAUAAUUAGUGCAUUUCUAAGAUUUGGCUUUGUCUGUUGCCAGACGAAUACUACAGUCAUGAAAAUAUACUUUUCUUGGUAAAACCAACAGGACAAUGAAUGCUCGAAUGACAAUGAAUUAAUAUGAGUUUAUUAUCAAUACGAUAAUUGAUAACGGUCGUUUGAUCACAGAUGAUAACUUCCCUCUUAUAAGUUAAAAGAACUUGAAUUAUCUGAAAAUUCUCAUCGGAUAGUGCCAAUUAUUUAAAUCAAGCCUUUGCCAUUUUGAGUAACUUCUUCUAUUUUAUAAAAUUUUGAAGAUGAUCAGGUGAAUUGUUUAAAUAAUCAAAGCUUGGUUCUGGUAUAUUAUGUUUAUUCCUCAAUUAUUAGUCUGGUUAAACGUAGAAAAGCAAAAUAUAUGAUAAGGUCUCACAGGUGCAGUGGAUAGAAUAUUAUUAUUUAAGAAUGUAUUAAUAGUCAGAUAUUGAUAUACAAUGAUGAACGUGUUUAUGUAUAAAUAUCUUAAAUGGUUUUACCUGAAGCGGGAUUGAUAUUGUAACAGAAAGAAAAAAAAACUAAAAAAAAUCAUGAUAACCAGAUCCACAAUGUCUAUUAUUAUUGCUAGAAAACAAAGUAUUCAAAGUAGCAAUGCAGAACUACCAGAAUAAUGUGCUAAUCGCUAAUCCAUACCGCGCAAGCAUUAAAAGUAAAAUAAUCACUCAAGAUUUCUUUCUAACAGAAUAUUUGAUUGAUGAUGUUUUAGCGUUGUUAAUUAGUAUUAUAUUUUUUAAAAUAUGUACCGUCUUGACAAAACUACUAUUGCAGAACUCAUGAUAUUAGCAUUCUACGAAUAUUUAUUAUAGUUAUAAUUUUUUUAAUUGACAAUAUUGUUCUGUAAAACCAUGAAUUUCCUCAUUUGAAUAUCAGCUAUCACAGAGAACGGGGAUCAAUAAAUUGCACAGAAAUUUCUUUACAAAAUCCUGUUAGAUCAGUCAGUCAAUGUAUAUUUAAAAAUUUUGAGGGCACAAGCAUGAUUUCUAGUCAAUAUAUUUAAAUUUCAUCGUAUAACUGCUAAGUUUGUCUACAUAAUAAUAAUUGACCAAAAAAUGCAUGCAGCAUAAUUCUGGAACUCUGGUAUGGGGGAUUAUCGAUUAUUGUUUUAAAUAUAUUAUUUGUAUAUAAAGCUACUGUAAUAAGUCUGUUGUAAACGAUUUAGAAAAUUUUAAUUGUGUAAUCAGCGUGAUGUAAUCCUUUGCAUAAUGAAGUUAUAACAACAACUGAACAAUCAUAAUAAAAACAAUUAAAUAAUCAGAAAUGAAACAUAA